Molecule: messenger RNA, 538 nt
Organism: Blastocystis hominis
Lineage: Eukaryota; Bigyra; Opalinata; Blastocystidae
Exons: 3
Coding region: 1-462 (153 amino acids)
Source: RefSeq, a predicted model, not a curated record
AUGAAUUACUGCUUGGAGUCGGCGUUUGCUCCCCCUCUCACUCCCAGAAACGAGCUCAAAACCGAGCAGCAAGCCGAGGAACUCACGCAGAGCGAGCUCCACUUGAUCCAAUUCACGCUCUCUCCCUACGCCGAGCUUCUCAACAGCGAGACCGUGACGAUUCUGCUCAACGAACUCGCACUCGCGCUCUCUAGUCGCCUCGAGGUCAGUCUCACGAAGCUCCGGUACUCGCAGCAGGGCGUUCUGGCGCUGGACAAGGCGGUUCGCGCGAUCUGCAACGAAUUGAUUCAGCUGGGAGGCAGCGAAAUUCGGACGAAUUUUGGAAAGGUCAAUCGGCUGAUCGCGAUUCUGAGCUGUGACGAUAUGUCGAGCGCGCUGUCGCUCGUGACGACGGAGGCGAAGGACAUGAGCAAUGAACAGGUGAAGUCGAUUUUGAAGCUCCGCACUGACAUUCAUCAGUAGAGCGGAGACAGUGGCGGAGGAGGUGGUGUUCGCGUAUUCUUGGCGUUCUUGGUAUUUGUGGUGUUUUUGAAAUCUU